ACCACUUCUAGGCCACCGUGUAUAUUCAAGCGACAAUUAAACCCUCAAAGCCCUUUUCCCAACACUAAAAAUUUUCCAGCUCUGGUAUGUAGAUCAAACAAGUUCUCAUGCGACGAGUUGUAGUGAAACAAGUUUUUUAUUGGCAUCGACCAUUUAAAUUUGGCGUUUGAGAACUCCAAUGUCAAUAAGGGUGGUUUUGCAAAAUCACCCAGUAUGUCACAUCUAAUUAAUCUAUGACAUAACCUCACUUUUUUGUAAUCAACAUAACCUAAAAGUGUAACCGGGUUUAUGCAAUUUUGCGACAGUGUUGUUAAUUGUUAACAAACAUGAAGUUGAACGUCGGGGGCUUAAUUGUGUAUUUUCCGUACGACUACAUCUACCCUGAACAAUAUGCAUAUAUGUGCGAGCUUAAAAAAGCCCUGGACGCUAAAGGCCACUGUUUGUUGGAAAUGCCUUCAGGGACAGGUAAAACAACGACCCUUUUAUCCCUGGUGGUUGCGUACAUGUUGGAGAACCCCCACGAUGUCCGCAAGCUAAUUUACUGCUCUCGAACGGUCCCCGAAAUCGAAAAAGUAAUGGAAGAGUUAAAAAAGUUGCUCCUUUAUUAUGAAAAACAAGACGGCGAGUACCCCCAUCUUGUAGGCUUGGUUUUAUCCUCCCGUAAAAAUUUAUGCAUUCACCCGGAAGUAAGUACGGAACGAGAAGGUAAAAUAGUGGACGGAAAGUGCCACUCACUCACCGCCAGUUAUAUUCGAGAAAGACACAACUAUGACGAUACAACCCCCAUUUGUCAGUACUAUGAAGGGUUCUCUUUAGAUGGUAAAGAAAGCACCAUGCCUUAUGGUGUGUACAGCAUAGAUGAUUUAAAACAAUAUGGCAGAGAUAGGAACUGGUGUCCAUAUUUUUUGUCCAGAUUUGUGAUAAACCACGCCAAUAUCGUAGUUUACAGUUACCAUUAUUUGCUAGACCCUAAAAUCGCUGAAGUUGUGUCCAAAGAACUGACUAAAGAAUCUGUCGUUAUUUUUGACGAGGCCCACAAUAUUGAUAACGUGUGUAUUGACUCAAUGAGUGUUAAAGUGAAUAAGAGGAUCAUCGAUCGCGCCACUGAAAAUAUAAAUUUGUUGGAACGCACUGUAGCUGAGAUGAGGGAAGAUGAUCAUAAGAAGCUUCAGGAUGAGUAUCAAAGGCUAGUGGAGGGGUUACGGGAUGCUAGUGUGGCGCGCGAGACUGACGUCAUUUUGUCUAACCCCGUAUUGCCUGACGCUAUACUGACUGAGGCCGUCCCUGGCAACAUUCGUAACGCCGAACACUUCAUCAGCUUCCUCAAGCGCUUCAUCGAGUACCUUAAAACCCGUCUCCGGGUGCAACACGUCGUCCAAGAGAGCCCCGCCGGGUUUCUCAAGGACAUUCAAACGAAAGUCUGCAUUGAAAGAAAGCCGUUACGGUUCUGUGCAGAGCGUUUAGCGUCUCUUCUUAGGACGCUGGAGAUUUCAGAUCUUACGGACUUCAGUCCCGUGAUUCUCAUUACUCAUUUAGCUACUUUGGUAGCUACUUACACUAAAGGUUUCACGAUUAUUGUUGAACCUUUUGACGAUAAAACCCCCACCGUGUCCAACCCUAUACUGCAUGUCAGUUGUUUGGACUCUUCCAUUGCCAUAAAGCCGGUUUUUGAUCGCUUUCAGACCGUGGUUAUCACGUCUGGGACGUUGUCUCCUAUGGAUAUGUAUCCCAAGAUUUUGAAUUUUCAUCCGGUGAUUAUGUCGUCUUUUACGAUGACGUUGGCAAGGCCGUGUUUGUUGCCAAUGAUUGUGUCUAAAGGUAAUGAUCAAGUGGCAAUUUCGUCGAAAUACGAAACUAGAGAAGACAAUGCUGUGAUACGAAAUUACGGACAGUUGUUGGUGGAAGUCGCGGCGAAUGUACCAGAUGGCAUUGUUUGUUUUUUCACUUCUUAUUUAUAUCUAGAAUCCGUUGUAGCGAGUUGGUACGACCAAGGGGUUAUUGAUAGUUUACAAAGAUACAAACUUCUCUUCAUUGAAACCCAGGAUUCGGCGGAAACUAGUUUCGCCUUGAUGUACUACAUAAAGGCGUGCGAGUCCGGCCGAGGCGCCGUCCUACUCUCAGUCGCCAGGGGCAAAGUCUCGGAAGGAGUGGACUUCGACCACCACUUAGGCCGCGCAGUCCUCAUGUUCGGCAUCCCCUACGUCUACACACAAUCCCGAAUACUCAAAGCGCGUUUGGACUACCUCCGCGACCAGUUCCAAAUCAAAGAAAACGACUUUCUGACCUUCGACGCCAUGCGCCACGCCGCACAGUGCGUCGGACGCGCAAUCAGAGGGAAAACCGACUACGGUAUCAUGAUUUUCGCCGACAAGAGGUUUUCUAGGUCGGAUAAGAGGUCCAAGCUGCCCAAGUGGAUCCAGGAGCAUUUAAAAGACUCUUUAACGAAUUUGUCGACGGAGGAGGCCGUUCAGAUAGCCAAGCGGUGGCUGAGACAGAUGGCGCAACCGUUCACCAGAGAGGACCAACUGGGGGUGUCGUUGUUGACGUUGGAGCAGCUGCAGAGUCUCGAAGCGAGCAAAAUUCAAGAGCAGGCGCAGCAGAAUUAGGGUGGUAUUUUUAAUAAUAAAGAGAUAGUUUUGCA
Messenger RNA from Zophobas morio, 2641 nucleotides. It is a transcript of the gene Xpd, whose product is annotated as Xeroderma pigmentosum D. Lineage: Eukaryota; Metazoa; Arthropoda; Insecta; Coleoptera; Tenebrionidae. Gene Ontology annotation, cellular component: nucleus. Gene Ontology annotation, biological process: nucleotide-excision repair; positive regulation of mitotic recombination; transcription by RNA polymerase II. The coding region runs from base 327 to 2606 and encodes 759 amino acids. Gene Ontology annotation, molecular function: ATP binding; DNA helicase activity; hydrolase activity, acting on acid anhydrides, in phosphorus-containing anhydrides. The record is from RefSeq and is a predicted model, not a curated record. The transcript has 10 exons.